UCUGGCUGAGCCCUGUGUCCCCCGCAGGUCCCGAGCCGAUGUUCCAGGUGAGCAGUCAGCCCCCCUCUCUCUGCGACGCGCCCCAUGGAGCCCCCAGUGCAGCUCCCGACCCAGUCCAGUCCAUGCCCCUCCUACCUGGGCUGGAGGUAGUCACGGGAUCCACUCAGCCUGCGGAGGCAGCAUCCCAGGAGGGCUCCCUGGAGGAGGAGGCGGCCCCCAUGCCCCAAGGCGGUGGCCCUGGGGCUCCCCCGGCGCUGGACAGCACUGACCUCCUCCCCACAGAAGCUGUGACCUGCCAGCCUCAGGGGAACCCCUUGGGCUGCACCCCACUACUGCCAAAUGGCUCCAGCCACACCUCCGAGCUGAGCGGCGCCAGGCAGGCGGGCAAUGGUGUGCUGGGUGGUCCCAAGGCACACCGGAAACUGCAGACGCACCCAUCUCUGGCCAGCCAGAGCAGCAAGCGGAGCAAAAACAGCACGAAAUCAGCUGCCUCCCAGAUCCCCCUCCAAGCGCAGGAAGACUGCUGCGUCCACUGCAUCCUGUCCUGCCUGUUCUGUGAGUUCCUGACGCUCUGCAACAUCGUCCUGGACUGCGCCACCUGCGGCUCGUGCAGCUCGGAGGACUCCUGCCUCUGCUGCUGCUGCUGCGGCUCGGGCGAGUGUGCCGACUGCGACCUGCCCUGCGACCUGGACUGCGGCAUCCUGGACGCCUGCUGCGAGUCCGCCGACUGCCUGGAGAUCUGCAUGGAGUGCUGCGGCCUCUGCUUCUCCUCCUGACCC
Dipodomys ordii (Ord's kangaroo rat) is the source of this 779-nucleotide messenger RNA. It is a transcript of the gene Mdfi, whose product is annotated as MyoD family inhibitor. Bases 39 to 776 code for a protein of 245 amino acids. The transcript is spliced from 4 exons. The record is from RefSeq and is a predicted model, not a curated record. NCBI's taxonomy places the organism in Eukaryota, Metazoa, Chordata, Mammalia, Rodentia, Heteromyidae.